AUGGAGUUUAUCGUGACUAAAUCUAUUGAGUUAGCCGACCCAUUCUUUUAUAAGCCCGGAAAAGUCGAUCUAUUGCUUAGCGUAAAGGAGUUUGAUCUACUUAAAACUGGUAAAAUAAGUUUAGGAGUUGGUCUUCCUCAUCUAGUGGAAACUGCAUUAGGAUGGAUUGUCGGGGUAUUAUCAACUUAUUUUUUUGGUGUGAUUGCGAAAAUUUUUUUUUUCAAAAUUUUGCUGUUUACUAGUUUUUAUUCUCGCAAUGCAGGUUGCUUUACUGCAUUGUCGAGGCAAUCUCCUUGGUCUUCUUGGAAUGUUUGUAGAUACGCAGAUGAAAAAAAAUCUUGGAAGGUGCAAGGUAAAGUAAAGGUCGAUCGGGGACCAUUUGAUUCGCAAAUGGACUACAGGUCCCGCCUUAAGUUUAAUGCAUCUGCAUCAAAGUUUCAUUUAAGCGGAAUAGUGUGCACGAUUGGCCCGGCUUCAAAUAAUAAAGAAUGCAUAAUAAAUCUUAUUAAAUCUGGCGUGCGAAUAAUGCGGCUAAACUUUUCACAUGGUACACAUCAUGAACAUUGCAGCACAAUCCAGGCUAUAAGGGAGGCAAUAACACAUAUUACUAAGGAAAUGGGUGUUUAUAAAAGCGUGGCUAUUGCCCUGGACACAAAAGGUCCGGAAAUAAGGACUGGGAAUAUUGCGUUGGAUAAUUCUGAAAUCAAACUAAAAAAGGGGGAUAUUGUUCAUUUAUCGACCAACAAAGAAGUAGAGAACAACUGCACCAAAGAUCUCAUUUAUGUAGAUUAUAAAAGUAUUUCAGAUAUCCUCAAGCCUGGUAAUGAUGUUUUUUUAGAUGAUGGACUUAUUUUAUUGAAAGUACAGCAAAUCAAUGACGAUAUAAUUAUCUGCAAUGUGGCGAAUGGCGGAUUGUUAGGUUCAAGAAAGGGCGUCAAUUUACCUGGCGUGCCAAUUGAUCUUCCCACCGUUUCCGAAAAAGACAUAUCUGAUCUUAAAUUCGCAGUUGAGAAAAAGUUGGAUUUUAUCUUUGCCUCAUUUAUUCGUAAUGCUAAAGCAUUGGCCGAGAUCCGUCAGAUUUUGGGGCCCAACGGCAGUCACAUCAAAAUAAUAGCAAAAAUUGAGAACCAACAAGGCUUGCAUAACAUAGAUGAGAUAAUAACUGCUUCGGACGGAAUUAUGGUAGCUCGCGGAGAUCUUGGCAUUGAGAUACUCACUGAGGAGGUUGUAAUAGCGCAGAAGGCCAUUAUCGCCAAGUGCAACAAAAUCGGAAAACCUGUUAUAUGUGCUACACAAAUGCUGGAAUCCAUGAUUAACAAGCCAAGACCUACUCGAGCGGAGGCUUCUGAUGUGGCUAAUGCUAUUUUCGAUGGCGCAGACUGUGUUAUGUUAUCCGGUGAAACAGCUAAAGGAAUGUACCCUGUCGAAUGUGUAAAAUGCAUGGCUCGAAUUUGCAGUAAGGUGGAAACUGCUCUAUGGUAUGAAUCUAUUCAAAAUGAAGUUAAAAAUGUCAUGAAAACCAAGUCGUCAGAUCAACUAUCAACUGUGUCUUUUGCUAUUGCUGAAACUGCCCUUUUAGGAGAUGCGAAGGCCAUACUAAUAGCUAGUCCAUGUGACCUAAUUCCGCAAUUAGUUAGCCACUUUCGGGCAAGUUGUCCCAUAAUCAUGUUGACUGGGUCAGCUGUCCAAGCUCGACAAACACUGAUUUACCGUGGUAUAUAUCCAUUAGUUUUAAAAGAAAUGAAAGAUGGUUCCAAUGAUUUUGAAGAAAUUCUACAAGCAGGCAUCAAACAAUUAUCCAAAUUGCAAAUGCUCGAGGGUGAAAAAAGCGGUACCGUCGUAAUCGUAGAUGCACUAAAAGCUGACAGAAUAUCAUUCCGGCUCUUGUCCAUAAAACGAAAAAAAAAAAAAGAUUUAGUGAAAAACUUCAAAAUAGCCGAACAGAACCCGGAUAAUAAAGACAAAUAUAAGAACCAAGAAAAUGCCGCAGACACUAAAGUAAACGGACAAGAAACAUCAGAAAAAAGAAGCGAAAACUAUCUGAAAAGAACUAAAAAGACAACAAAACAGAUAAACAACGAAGAACUUAAGCGAUAUAAUAAAGAACAAAUAUCAAACUGUAUCAAAGCAAAACUGAAACAAAGCAAAGAAGAGUUACAUGAUAAUGAAUAAAGAAGAAAACGAUUUGUUCUUGUGAAUAA
Molecule: messenger RNA, 2201 nt
Organism: Drosophila willistoni
Lineage: Eukaryota; Metazoa; Arthropoda; Insecta; Diptera; Drosophilidae
Product: pyruvate kinase
Exons: 3
Coding region: 1-2172 (723 amino acids)
Biological process (GO): glycolytic process
Cellular component (GO): cytoplasm
Molecular function (GO): pyruvate kinase activity; potassium ion binding; magnesium ion binding
Source: RefSeq, a predicted model, not a curated record